AAGUCAGAACAAUUUCCGAGCGACAAGUUUCAGUUUCUGUCGAUCUAAAGAAGCGUCGAAAAAUACCUCUUCCCGUCUUCAUGGCAACUCUAAAAUUUCAAGACGAAUCGCCUUUUGUCGGCAUUCGCACGCGCCAUCACCAUUCAACAGACUUCAGAUAUACUCACUGAAAUACAUCGUGGAAGCUGAUAAGACCAAAUGGGAUUCAUUCCGCGCCAAAUGGGGAUUGGGGGACGUUCAAUUCAUCGAGCCGCAGGAUUCGAAAGCAGUAUUUGAAAGCUCCGAAGUCGAUGCAACACUCAUUGCCACGCCAACAUUCACUCAUGAAAAUUUGGUUCUGCAAAGUCUCUUGGGCAAUAAAGCGGUUUUCUGUGAGAAACCAAUAUCGGAAGACCGAGAAGGCACUCGACGAUGCUAUGAAACAGCCCAAAAAGCCGGACAACCACUCUUUUGCGCUUUUAAUCGACGUUUCGAUCCUUCGUUCAGGGAAGUGUAUGAGCGAACAAGGACAGGAGAUGUCGGACAGGUCUUGCUUAUUAAAACCACAAGUCGUGAUUCUCCAUUGCCAACUUUGGAAUACUUGAAGACGUCUGGCGGAAUCUUUCAUGAUUGCGCCGUGCAUGACAUUGAUCUGGUGACUUGGAUCUUGGGAGAGUAUCCCAUCGAGGUUCAUUCCAUUGCUAACGCCACGAUACCCGAAAUAAGGAACAUUAAUGACUUUGACAAUGUCGUUAUAACAAUGAAGUUUGAGAGCGGAACCAUGGCUGUCAUUGACCUUUGUCGCUUUGCUUCGUACGGCUAUGAUCAACGUCUCGAGGUGUUCGGUCCAAAGGGCAUGUUGAGUGUUCAAAAUGAUCAUCCAACACAGAGCUAUUUCUCUGGAAACUCCGGGGUGUCACGAUCUCCCAUUUAUCACUCGUUUCCAUCUCGGUUUU
Molecule: messenger RNA, 935 nt
Organism: Tigriopus californicus
Lineage: Eukaryota; Metazoa; Arthropoda; Copepoda; Harpacticoida; Harpacticidae
Product: inositol 2-dehydrogenase-like
Biological process (GO): NADPH regeneration
Cellular component (GO): cytoplasm
Molecular function (GO): nucleotide binding; oxidoreductase activity
Source: RefSeq, a predicted model, not a curated record